Molecule: messenger RNA, 384 nt
Organism: Mycena citricolor
Lineage: Eukaryota; Fungi; Basidiomycota; Agaricomycetes; Agaricales; Mycenaceae
Source: the annotation of a GenBank genome assembly
UUCUCGCCAGAACGCAUCCGGUUGUUCCAUCUGGAGUUGCACCGUUCAGUAGAGUUUGGAGAAGCUGGCGAGUGCUAGAGAAUUCCGAGAAUGAGAUAGUGUUUAUCUGUGGGCCGACUGACUUCCACAUGCGAGAAAGAAUUCGCAAUGGAAGGCCUAAAUGCUUUGAAGGAUACGUCCAGGAGGGCGGAGGUCAUAAGAGUGCAGCACAUCACAGAGGAAUGGCCAUCGGUGUCUCAAUAAACUUGAGUCUCAUUGCAUAUAUGGAAGAGCGGGAAGGUCGCACUCGACGGUCCAGACGACAGUCUCAAUGAGAGCCUGCAAGCCAAGCUCAAACAAGCGCGUCGCACGUGCCAUCAAUGCUUGCUGUUGCUAACUCUCUUU